UGUUCCAAACGUAUCACAGGCGGGUUACAAUCUUCGAAUACUCUGUGCUCAGUGGCAAGAGUGUGUCACUGAUCACGACGUCUUCUUCGUGCGUCGAAUACACACAAAGCUGAAAUUUAUUCUCAAACUUCGUGGUUUCUCAUUCCCACCCACACUGCGAUCAGCGACUUUACAGCUUUUCGGAUGUGCAGGGGAUGCAAGUGUGACUAAAGUGACAUUUACAAAUUUCGCAUACACACAUGUCACAUCUGUACACAGUGCAUAAGUUUCAGGUUGCGUGGGUCGUUUACACGCGAAUACAGCGUGACUAGAGUACGCGAUAUAAACAGCAGACAGGUUGUUGUCCAGGAGUAUAUAACUGAGCCAUUGUUCCGUCUGCAGCAUCUUUGGCAAUGUUGCUCCGGUGGAAAGAAAAUCUCAAUGUAUUCAACGUGUUUAUCGUUGCUUUGGUUAUGCGGACAGAAAUCGUCACAGGUUUCAUCGAUUACAGUGAAAUACGGCGCAAUGAACACCCGAUCGUAUUAGACCCACAUCUGGCAAGGACAACUCGUCAAUUGUUGGAAAAGUACGAUAGCUGGGCGGUUUAUAGGACGUCGUACACACUGCAACAGGCAACAGAACACUUUCUCCACUACGGAGCCUUCCUACGUAACCAGAUCCUCGAUAUCUUCGGGGCACUCGUCUACGACCAUUACGACGAUUUUAGCACGAGUCAACUCGAAGCUCUUUACAGAGUUUACCGGGACACGCUCAAGAGGAAGUACAAUAUUUUUGACAUAGUACCGAGCGUUCUUGCGCAGUCGGACAUUCGGCCGUCAAGCAUAUGUCGGCACAUCAACAAGAACGUUCGCACAUGCUUGAGGGAAAGCUCACUGCGGUGUGCAACGAUGAAACAGCACGACAAGUCACAUCCGCACACGAUCUUGACCCGAGUUUUCAACAUAACGCGAUACAUGUUCAAAACUGCUGGGUUGAAGCAACAGUUCCCAGAAGGAUUUUCCCUGCCAGCUAUUUUGGAACGCCUAAAAUCGGGGCAUCUCUCAUUGACGGCUGGAAUGGUGUCUGGGCUCCUGCAGAGCGUUCAGUACGAUAGUGUCAACGAUGAAGUUCGUGCGGCGGAAAAAAAUGUCAUGCAGUUACUGAUGUCCGAAAAAUUGGACAGUGGUCGUAAGCAAAGUCUUAUGCCGAGAGAUCAGCUGCGACAGGUUUUGACAGUGAACGAACUGCUUAAGAAUAUUUUUGACGGUCGGAAAUCCAUGUACGAUAGAAAUGAGAACAAGAACUUUGACGUACUGUCGCAACACGUCAUCAGCGAGGUCGAGGCCAUCAGUCCUAACAUUGAAAUUCUUGGUGCGGUUUACGAUAAUAACACAAUCCAGAUGAAGUAUCUUUUCGAUUUGGUUCUACCGCCAGAUGUUGUUGACAGGGAUAUCAGUGACGCGAAAAAUUACCUUUUGAACAAGAUGCAGGAUUUUGACGUGGUGCGCAAAUAUUUGAAGGUUGAAAAAUAUCAGCAGAGUGGCCCUGAUCAGUUGUUAAUGGAAAUACUGAGGCAGAUGAGAGACAUCAACUUUGCCCCUGAUAUAGUGACGGCUCUUCACACUCACGCUCGCUUCUGGCACCAGAGUCGUAUGAUAAACAACCUGAACGACUUGCUCGAUCUUUUCGAUGCCUACGAGAACCUUCGCAACGUUCCAAAUUUCUCAAACCUAGUCUCGUUGAUGGAUGAUAUUCGGGGAAGUUUGAUAAAUUCGAAGGUCGUGGCGAUAGAACUGUUGUGCAGUAACCCUAGAUCGUGUCUGCAGCGCGGCUUGAAGAUUAUCGCACAGUGCACGCUAGUGAAUUCAAAGACCAAAUCUCUCCUUGUUAGAUUGUUCCAUAAUUUGAAUCAGGAUGGGUCAAUUGAUAUUGACAAGUGUAAGCGAUCGACGAAUCAGCUGAUUACGGAAGUGUUGAAGCCUUCGUUACAGGCAAGAUCGGAAAAGACUGGUGAAGUUACAAGCGAGCUGACAAUUCAGAAUGACACCCAUAAUAUGGAGUUGUCUGGUGCAAAAAAUAAAAAUACCGCAGACCAUGAAACGGCAACUGAAAUGAUCAUCGUAGAAAAUUUUGUGGAAAAGCGGCUAGAGGUCAAGCUGCGGGCAAGUGAGGAACCAACAACAAUAACGACAACCAACACAAAUUCCUUGGAAGAAGACGAUUCCGAUAAAGCCUAUAAUAGAUUUUUUGGCCACUGUUUAGGCAUGGAAUGCUCUGACUACUUCAGUUUUGAUUCAAACUACCUCGAUUAUUUUAGUGGUGAUUGGCUUGAAAGCUCGAGUUCCGAAGAGGAGCAGCACCACCACGAGCACAAGUGCAUUGGGAAAAAUUGCCCGCCAUCGUGGAUGCCCAAUAAACCGCAACAUUGUGCAAACGGCAAUUGUGGAGCACCAUCCGUACCUGAGCAUCCGAUCGAAUGCAUCGGUUCUGACUGCAAUGACUUUAUUCCUCCCAGUGUCAGUUAUCCCGAAUGUAUUGGCAAUCGUUGUGAUGAUAAACAGGAGUGCAUUGGGAAAAAUUGCCCGCCAUCGUGGAUGCCCAAUAAACCGCAACAUUGUGCAAACGGCAAUUGUGGAAUACCAUCCGUACCUGAGCAUCCGAUCGAAUGCAUCGGUUCUGACUGCAAUUACUUUAUUCCUCCCAGUGUCAGUUAUCCCGAAUGUAUUGGCAAUCGUUGUGAUAAUAAACACGAGUGCAUUGGGAAAAAUUGCCCGCCAUCUUGGAUGCCCAAUAAACCGCAACAUUGUGCAAACGGCAAUUGUGGAAUACCAUCCGUACCUGAGCAUCCGAUCGAAUGCAUCGGUUCUGACUGCAAUUACUUUCCUCCUACAGGUCCCAGUCCUUCCGAAUGUAUAUUUCCCAAUUGUAAUAAGCCUCCUCUGAGCAACAAUUUAGUUUGCAGUGGGAAUAAAUGUAAGCCCAGUGGUGAGGUCAACCCUUGGACACUAGAUGAAAGUAAACUUACCAUGACAGUUCUGCCCUACAAUCAGUGCAAGUUCAAAGAUCCCCAAUAUCAGAGAAGGCUUGACCGACUGAAAAAGAUUCGUAUCUUAGAUUCUUUUUAUGCAACGGAAUCGGUUCCUACCGACGCUGCUGCCAGUUUUUACGAAAAUUAUUCGGACGAGUCGCAUGGCCAAUCCGCACCACCGACAAAACAUCGGCAAUCAUCGCAUCUGGUUGGCUCAACUCAGCGAAAACCCCCGCAAAAUGAACUUUUGACGCACCAUAAACGUCCAUGGCCUUUUACGUUCUAUCCAUUCGCUUCGCACUCUGGUCAGGUACUGAAAAUCAAAAAACCCGUUACAUUCAACGAUUCAUACGCUGACUCUAAUAUGGGAUCGGGAAUUAAGCCCGGCAUCAGUGCAAUAAAGAAUCACACAAAUAAGCGCAGAAAAAUGAAUGUGAAUGUGAAUGUGAAUGUAAACCGCGAUAGCAAAAAUCGGCAGAAGAGAUUGCGGCGGCACUUUAUAAGUGGUUCCAGAGGUGUUGUUACCAGUCAAACGCUUGGUUCGGAGGUGAAACCACUGAGGAACACGGAUUAUCGGAGUUCAGCAGUCGAUGUUCGAGUUGGGGAGCAUUCAGGUCUGUCGAAUCCUUCGACGAUGUAUUCGGAUAUUAAGAAGAAGCAGGCGAAUAACCAGAUGAGAACGAACCAUGUUCCUUAUCAGACCCGGUCCGAUGGCAAGAUCGAUGUCGUCAGGAAACGUAGAUCCAUCAUUACGGCACCACGGAGAACGAACCAUCGCUCUGGAAGUCUUUGAUCAUAUGAUCAUGUCACGUCUAAAAUUGAACACCGGAUGAAUCAUGGAAACCAGGAUGGACGAGUUUCAAUCUGAGAAGAAGAAUCGUAAGAUGACAACAGUUGGCAGCCUAUUAUAGCAGUAUAACUAGUUCACAAGCUUGCCGAUAUUGUACACGCAGAAUGGAAAUUUAGAAAAACCUUGCCUAAUUACAUUCGUUCUAUUCAAGUAUAAAAAUUGAAACUAAAACAAGGAAAGGAAACCAUAAAAAAGAAAAAAAAAGGAAACAAAUCUUCAGACAAGUGACCUGGCUAUAUGUUUCACUGAUAUUAUUUAUAAUCAGUAUUUGAGAUGAUUACUCAAUUUGAACUGAAUUUGUAAUAGCUUCCGGAACGGGAGCGGAAGCUCAGAGGUUAAUUGCCAUCGUUAACUGCGAUGAUGUAUCUGUCCUUUAUCGGUCCGACGAAAUUCAAUUAGUUCGAGAUAGUUGUGAAAGCCGUAAUAGCGCGUGUAGCGUCGCUGUUGAAGAACAAGGUUCUAUAAAUGUAAGAUAAGAGCCGCGUUGAGAUGAGAUUAAAAACUCCGAAGACAUGU
Molecule: messenger RNA, 4373 nt
Organism: Neodiprion virginianus
Lineage: Eukaryota; Metazoa; Arthropoda; Insecta; Hymenoptera; Diprionidae
Exons: 2
Coding region: 393-3800 (1135 amino acids)
Source: RefSeq, a predicted model, not a curated record